Molecule: messenger RNA, 1638 nt
Organism: Metarhizium acridum CQMa 102
Lineage: Eukaryota; Fungi; Ascomycota; Sordariomycetes; Hypocreales; Clavicipitaceae
Molecular function (GO): metalloendopeptidase activity
Source: RefSeq, a predicted model, not a curated record
AUGGGACGACACAUCCUCAUCCAGGUCGCGUUGGCCUUGACGGCCGUCAGGGCUUUAUCAAUCCCCAACCGCCCGUCGACUGAGCCAAUGACUUUGCCCAUGAACUUUCAGCGGUCAGAGCCCAUUGGCGGAUGCCUCUUGAAGCGCUCCGAGCAUACCGAACAUGAACAUAAAAAACGCGGAAUCCAAGACAGCUGCCGCCAAUUUCAGCAAAAGGUUGACGAGGCCUUCAAGAAAUGCUCCGAGAGGGCUGGUAACGCCCUAAGGGCCCUGAAUGGGACGGACUUUCCCGCCAAGGACACGUCUGGAAACGCAAAACGCGCCGGGCAGGGAGUCGGCCAGCCAAAAGAAGACGGCAAGGAAACCCUGCCGAAGUUGUUGCAAGAUUGGUUCAACACCGGGACAAACGACCAACAGGCCCUCGCAAAAAUAAGAAGAGAUUUUACAAAUAUCAAGGCAGAAUGUGAUAAAAAGGACAAGAGUCGCGUCGCUGUCAAAUGUGAGCAGUGUCAGCAAGGGAUCGCAGGACAGACAUAUCAGGGUACAGGCCCGAUUACGCUCUGUAUGGUAGCCUUGACGGACGACCGAAAUUCGACAAAUAUUCGUUCUCAGGACCUUGGCGACGUACUUUUACACGAGAUGAGCCAUGUUGUCGGGUAUACAGACGACAGGGGGUAUGGCGUAGAAAAAUUUUUACCAAGUUUGCUCUGGCAUCCACCGUGGGCGAUGAGACUGCUUCACGCGGUGAGGGAGGUCAGUUUCCAGGCUCUUCAGGAGGUCAGUCUCCAGGUUCCCCAGGCGGUCAGUUUCCAGGCUCUCCAGGAGGUCCCUCUCCAGGAUUUCCAGGAGGUCAGUUUCCAGGGUCUCCGGGAGGUCAGUUCCCAGGGUCUCCGGGAGGUCCGUUCCCAGGGUCCCCAGGAGGUCAGUCUCCAGGUUCCCCAGACGGUCAGUUUCCAGGCUCUCCAGGCGGUCAGUUUCCAGGCUCUCCAGGAGGUCCCUCUCCAGGAUUUCCAGGAGGUCAGUUUCCAGGGUCUCCGGGAGGUCAGUUCCCAGGGUCUCCGGGAGGUCCGUUCCCAGGGUCCCCAGGAGGUCAGUCUCCAGGUUCCCCAGACGGUCAGUUUCCAGGCUCUCCAGGCGGUCAGUUUCCAGGCUCUCCAGGAGGUCCCUCUCCAGGAUUUCCAGGAGGUCAGUUUCCAGGGUCUCCGGGAGGUCAGUUCCCAGGGUCUCCGGGAGGUCCGUUCCCAGGGUCCCCAGGAGGUCAGUCUCCAGGUUCCCCAGACGGUCAGUUUCCAGGCUCUCCAGGCGGUCAGUUUCCAGGCUCUCCAGGAGGUCCCUCUCCAGGAUUUCCAGGAGGUCAGUUUCCAGGGUCUCCGGGAGGUCAGUUCCCAGGGUCUCCGGGAGGUCCGUUCCCAGGGUCCCCAGGAGGUCAGUCUCCAGGUUCCCCAGGCGGUCCGUUUCCAGGCUCCCCGGAAGGACUAUUUCCUGGCCCUGAAGGAGGUCAGAUGGGUGAUGGAACAAGCUUCUCUCCACCAGGCCAACUCUCUCCUCCUGGGAGUUUCUUUCCUCCUAGGGCUGCCUCCUCUAGGGAUUUCUCUUCUGGUCAAGGUGUCUCUUCUUCUCGGGGCUCCUCUCAGAUGA